AUGGCCGCGCGGUGGCCCGACCUGCGUCGUCGCCGCCGCCGCUGCCGCCACCCGAUCCCGCGCUCCCGCCGCCGCCGCCGCCGCCGCCGCCGAGAAAGCGCCGCGAAUCCCCCGGCACCCCCUCCUGCCCCGCCCGGCGCGGCACCACGUGGGGCCCGGCGCGCCCGGCAGCCCAGGACCGGAGCCCGGGCUGUGGACGCGCCCUCCCGUUCGCCUCGCCACGCCGUGGGCCCCCCUUCCAGGAGGAGCGGGAAGGAAACAGGGGUCAGAGAAGGGAGCGGUGGGGCGCUCCGGGGCGCCCUGCUCCCUCUGCGGGCGCGUCUCGGCUCCCAUGCGUCCCGCCUCCGGUCCCGUCGCGCAACCGGCUCCGCAAGGAGGCGCGUCCUCAAGGGCCCCCCCAACCAGCCCGUCUUGAGCCCCGACGUCUCGCCCGCAGCCCAGAGGCGCCGGGGUCAACUGCUGCCAGCCUGCGGCCCAGGGGAGGGUCGGCUGGACCGCGUAGCCUCAAAGCCCGGGCUCCCCGCCCGCAGGGCCAGCGCGACAUGUGGGAGGCUCCAGCGCGCCUGA
Equus quagga is the source of this 567-nucleotide messenger RNA. Its product is annotated as putative insulin-like growth factor 2 antisense gene protein. The coding region runs from base 1 to 567 and encodes 188 amino acids. NCBI's taxonomy places the organism in Eukaryota, Metazoa, Chordata, Mammalia, Perissodactyla, Equidae. The record is from RefSeq and is a predicted model, not a curated record. The transcript has 2 exons.